UAAUUUCUUAUCCAAUUUUUAGAUACCGGAGCAUAGGGCUGGCAACUGUGCAGUCAAGAAAGCAAAUGUAACGAUGAAAGUCAUGAAGCAAGUGAAUCGAUCAGCUGAGGCCAUGCGCACCAAGACUAGCAUGAAGAAUAAUGUUAUUUGGAACUUGCCCAAGAACGUCCUAUAUUAGCUCAGGGCAUCUCCUCAUCUUCUUGUUGCUGUAGCAAAUGUCAGGAAUUUGCUUAUGUCUAGUGCUGGGGUAGAGUAGAGAGUAGAGACCAUACUUCCUUUUCAUUUUGUCAUACACCUCCCAUUUCAACACCAAGCUUUUAAGUUGUCGCAUUUCAGAGAUGUAGUAUUUAUAGAAUAUCGUGUUUUUUGAAAUAAUGCGGAUAAAGUAUACUAUUUCAUAAAAAAAAAAUUUCAAGCAGUGUUAUUCUUUUAAAAUUUUAAGUUUACUGUGUUAAUUUAAAAAAAAAACUACUGCUAGUUUGUAACUUUGAUUGUUUCUUUAGCUUUAUAUGCCGACAGAAAACUCAGGCCAUAAAAGGGCUACUCUCGUUGAGACACUGCGCCAUUUCCCUUUUCCUUUCUUUCCUUUUCCCUCACUUUCUCCUUGUGCUUCUUGUUCGUUUCAAACAUUAAUUUCCCUUUCUUGGCCAUGGAUUUCUGCCAGAAUGUGACGGUUUCCGGUGAGUAUCAUCACCAGCAAGAGCAUGUCCUUGCUUCCCCUCCUCCUUGCUCUAAGCUUGCCGCCGCCGCCGCCGCCAGUAAUAGUCCUCUUGAUGACCUCUUCUCUGCUCAAAACACGGAAGUUGAUUUUAGCAUGGAAUGGCUGUCAGUAUUUGUAGAAGACUGCUUAUCCAGCACAGGAAACUGCCUCCCAGCACCAACAAAUGAUGCUCAAAAGACAAACACAGAAGAAAACCCCCCAAAACCCUUGCAACAGAAACCCCAAGACCAAGAAAACCCAUCUUCCUUGAAGAAACUUGCAGUCCCAGGAAAGGCAAGAAGCAAGAGAAGAAGGACUACUGGUGACAGAAGCAGAAACCAAUUAACUAGCUGGUGUUAUACCAACCAAGCCUUUAAUAUGGCAUGCUCAGACCCUCCUUUGCUCCAGCAAACACAUUGGUUAGCUGAUAGUGAACUCAUUACGCCCAUAAAAGAUGGUAGCGACAACAGAGGCACAGAUGGUGAGGUACAAGAAAAAUCAGGAGCGGAAGGUGAUGUUGAGGAGGACCUAGGAAAGGUAUUAGAAGUAGGGAGUAGCAGUAGUAAGGACAGUACAGGGAGUUUGGAGAGCGACAAUGGGCAGCAACAACCAAGGAGGUGCACCCAUUGCCUUGCACAAAGGACCCCACAAUGGAGGGCAGGACCAUCGGGUCCAAAAACACUCUGCAAUGCAUGUGGAGUAAGAUACAAGUCAGGCAGGUUACUGCCAGAGUAUAGGCCAGCAAAGAGCCCUACUUUUGUGAGCUAUUUGCACUCCAACUCUCAUAAGAAGGUAAUGGAGAUGAGAAUGGCCAACUCUGCUGUCUUCAAUACCUAGUCAGCAACAGUAAUUAACUUCCAAAUCCCCCUUUCCAAUGUAUACUAAAAACUUGUAGUCCCAUUAGAAGCUGGAUCAAGUUCUUAGCUGGUAAUGCAGUGAAUUCCGAAUUAUUUGUUGAGAAUUAGUUUCUACACAGAAAGGAGUACUUGAUGUGAUAUGGGAUUCCCUUGCUAAUUGGCACAAAGUGCUUUCCAUAA
Messenger RNA from Populus nigra (black poplar), 1737 nucleotides. Its product is annotated as GATA transcription factor 5-like. Gene Ontology annotation, molecular function: sequence-specific DNA binding; zinc ion binding. The coding region runs from base 650 to 1537 and encodes 295 amino acids. The transcript is spliced from 2 exons. The record is from RefSeq and is a predicted model, not a curated record. Gene Ontology annotation, biological process: regulation of DNA-templated transcription. Lineage: Eukaryota; Viridiplantae; Streptophyta; Magnoliopsida; Malpighiales; Salicaceae.